This is a messenger RNA of Cottoperca gobio, 2673 nucleotides long. RefSeq names its product zinc finger protein 239-like. NCBI's taxonomy places the organism in Eukaryota, Metazoa, Chordata, Actinopteri, Perciformes, Bovichtidae. The record is from RefSeq and is a predicted model, not a curated record. The transcript has 3 exons. Bases 150 to 1319 code for a protein of 389 amino acids.
CUAAGGUUAUCAACUCCACAGUGCUACAGCUUGUUUAGCAAGCUGCAGUGAUUAGCUACCUUUAAAUAUAAAUUAGGUUACAUUUAAAACGUUGUGGACAAAAGAUGUGACAACCUUCGGUUUUAAGGAUUAUUAGAGAGGCUGCAGUCAUGGGCCCAGACACUGCAUCUGUCCCUAAAACAGAAUCUUCAGAGGACAGUCCCGGAGAAAUCAUCGUGAAGAUAAUCUCAGAAUCAGAUUCCAAUGAUGCUUCAUCCGCCACUGAGCCCGAGAACUCCCAUCAGCCAGAGAGCAACAUCUCAGACAAGUGUUACCCUUGCUCCAUCUGUGGCAAGACGUUUGACAGACCAUCAAAGCUAGAGAGGCAUAAACCCGUACACGCGAGGAAGCCUAAGACUCAUCAUCAGUGUGAGCAUUGUGACAAGAGUUUCACACAGCAAGAGAAGCUGAUCCGACAUCAGAAUUGCCACAAUAGGACUAACAAGCACCCCUGUCCUGACUGUGGGAAAGUGUUCAACAGGCCUUCAAAGUUAGAGAGACACAAGCGCACCCACGCGAAGAAACCAAAGGUGCCUCAUCAGUGUUCAUACUGCAUGAAGACGUUCAGUAAACUUAACAAACUUGUCCGUCACAAGCGAAUGCACACCGGGGAGAGGCCUUUCACCUGCUCAGUCUGUGGGAAAGGAUUCUCCGAGUCUGGUCACUGCAAAGCACACGAAAAGACGCACGAGGAGCAGCCAGAAAAACCUCACUGCUGCGCCGACUGUGGGAUGUGUUUCUUCAAGGCUUCAGAGCUCCGUCGGCACUUCCGCUCCCACACGGGAGAGAAACCUUUUAGAUGCACCCUGUGUGAGAGCUGCUUCUCCCGCUCAGAAGGACUUAAAAGACACAUGAGGAGCCACACAGGGGAAAGACCGUACAAAUGCAUAAUCUGCGCAAAAGGAUUUUAUUCUCGGCAGGAUUUGAAUAUUCACGGCUUAACCCACUCAGGAGAGAAACCACAUCUUUGCCCUGUGUGUGGUAAAGGCUUCUCGCAGCUGGGCAACAUGAAAGAACAUGAACAAAAUGUUCAUAUUAAGUCCGAGAAAUAUAUUUGCAAUGAAUGUGGGGCAACCUUCACACGGUACAAGUCACUGACAAAACAUCAGCGGACACACACAGGAGAAAGACCCUAUCUGUGCCUCACCUGUGGUCGCAGGUUUUCAUGGAGCCAUUCUCUGAGCAGACACCGGAGGACACACACAAGCAGACAGAUGUCUAUGGACACAUCCAAAGACACAUUAGGUUUUGAAGGACCCUCUGAGGAUCCUAGCAGUUGAAAAUAGAAGUGAAAUCCUUAAAGAAGGACAUUUGUAUCUUCAAGGUAUCUUCCUGGAGCCACAAGCUGAAAUGUACUCAUGUGUAGUAAUUACUCCCGCCAAGGAGGUUAUGUGUACAGGUUGUUUUUUUUCAUCUGUUGGUCAGCAGAAUUACGGAAAAAAUACUUUCUUGAUGAAACUUGGUGGAAUGGUGCAGCAUGGGCCAAGUUUAAAGUGGAUCCGAAUUACAGUGAAUUACUUUUGUUAACAUUGCAAGAUAUAAUUAAAAACAUGAUGUCCGGCUGGGAAAACACACGUGAACGCCUCUUCAAGUCGGAAAACAACAACUCGAAAACGCAUCCCAGGAGCUCCUGAAUGCACCACUGGCCUUGGCUGAGGUCUGCGCUCUCAGAGUGUCAUUCUAGUUUGUAGUCAUUAAGAACACAUUCUGAAGCUUUGUGACGAUUCACCUCGUCACUCACAUUUGGAGUUGCUUUUAGAUAGUGUGGAAAUAUAUCUCAUAUCAUGGAAAACAUUUGUUUUUGUUAUUAACCAAAAGAUAUGUCACAACCAAAAGUAGUGUCCCUGCCACAAGACAUCUUAUUUGACAUGCAAUCAAACUGAUACUAGAUAUAAAAUUGACUAAUUCAAAGUCUUGACAAAAUCUGAGUAAAUGUCUGCUUUUCAAUAGUGGUUUACGUAAUCUGAUGUAAUCUGCUACUUCACAGAAGGCAAACACGAGCAUUUACAAGAACAAGAUUUGUGAAUGGUUUCUGUCAAUACCAUAAGCUCAGUAAUUUGUUAUUGUACUUUUUCUUUCAAAAUGUUGUUCAAAAUUAAAAUAACAAUUAAUGCCAAAAAUAAAAUAAAACAAUUUCUGUACUCUUAUAUCAAAUUAUUAUUAUUAUUAUUAUUAUUAUUAUUAUUAUUUUUUAAUGAUUAAAUCUACAUAGAAUGGCUAAUGCUAUACUGAGUCAGAACAGAAACAUGCUGUUACAUUAUUCUCCAUGCAGGUAUAUUACCGAGCUCCACUAAUGUGAAACACCUGCUUUGAGAUCACCGAUGGCAGUGCAGUCAGAAGUGCAAGAGCUUUAAAGCUUAAAUAUUGAUUGGUUUGAGCCAUAGAUUGGAGUUUCCCUUUGGUAUGAGCUGUGCAAAAAUAAAAACACUUUCAGAUUUAUUUAACAUGUAUCACAUAUAUAUUGUGUAGAUAUGUAAUCCAUCGAUCUUCUUUGUGAUACUAUCUACAUACAUGGUAGCCUACUGUCAAUAACUGAUACCUUACAUUGUGUUGUUGUUCAUCGUUAGUAACAACACAAUGGACACAACAAUCUUACAUACGUAUUCAAGAGAUGUGCUCAAUUUUAUAGAAUAU